AUGAUAGUGCAUUUGAUACUCUUAUUUGUUGGCCUUGUGUCAUUGGGACAAACAUCUAUUCUUCAAUGUAAUUUCGAAACACCUUGUCAAGACUUUACUCUUGAUCGUAAUUGGGGUGUGACUGAUGGACUUCAUCCAUUACCCAUUGAUCAUGAUCAUACAUUGAAUACAACAUCUGGUCAUUAUGUAUUUUAUAAUCCACAAAGUUCACCAAAAUUCCAAUUAGCAGAGAUUAAAACAAACACUUGGUUAGAAUUACCAACUGAUCGAGCUGUGUGUUUUCAAAUGUGGUAUUAUACAUCUUCUCUUGACUUUCCAUUUAAUAUUCAACUUGUACAAGGUAACGAUGAACAACUAACACGAAUUGUAGCUUCUAUUCCUGGUAAAGAUCCGUCAAUAAAUGAUUGGACACAAAUUAAAAUUACAUUACCAGCUGAAAAGUUUAAAGUAUUUAUUCGAUUGAAUACUACAACUGGAUCAUUAGCUUUCGAUGAUUUUUUAGUUGAUUAUUGUGAUGAACCGCAUCCACCACCAUCAAAAACAUUAUUUUCUUGUGAUUUUGAAUCAUCUUGCAUCGAUGAUUUUAUUUCUCUAUCGGAUUAUCCAUAUCAAUGGUCAGUUAUUCAAGCAAGUGAUGCUAUUAAAAAAGAAAGUGAUGCACCUUCUAUUGAUAAUACAUUUGGUAAUGCAUCAGGACAUUAUGCGUGGUUAGCUAAUUAUAAUUUGAUUGAACCAGGAAAAGUUGGAUAUUUAGCCAUGAAAAAACCUAUUCAUAUCACUUCAGAUGAAUCAUUUUGUCUAAAUCUUAAUUAUUAUUUGUAUGGUCGAGCGACAUCAAGUAAUCUUUUAGUUUAUACUUGGACAUCAGGGGCAUCUGAUGAAUUGCAAGUUAUUUGGCCAAAUCGAAAUUCUGGACAUGCCAUAUACACAAAAAAUCAAUGGAAUUGGGGUAUUAUAAAUCUACCUAUUGGUGAUUACACAAUUCUUUUUCGAAUGGACAGUACUGAUAUUAUUCAAAGCUCAUUUGCUUUGGAUGACAUUAAAAUAACUUCAUGUGCUUAUCCACCAACACAAUUAUUACCGUACAAUUCGAUAUUAUCCUUUGUAUGUAAUUUUGAUGAUUUAACAAUAUGCAAUAUGGCCAAUACUGAUGAUUUUAAACCACCUUCAUUCAAUUUUAGUGUAGUUACGGGUGAUACUGUACCUAAUAAAGAAUUAGGACCUAAUCGUGAUCAUACUAGCAAUUCUUCAUCUGGUGGUUUUGUCUAUUGGAAUCAACAACUACCAUUUACUUCAAGUGAUACUGGUUUUAUUCGCCCAGAAAAAAGAAUCGAACAAAAUUUCGGUAUGUGUAUUCGAUUUGCUUAUUAUGUCAAAUCAUCGACAAUGAAUAAAAAUGGAACAACAUUAUUGUUAAGAGCAGGUGGAUGUUACGGAAAAGAAAUGUGGACUAAUUCGUUGGAUGAUAGUUUAGGAUGGCAAGUAGUAAUGAUACCUGUUGAAAAAUAUGCUUGUAUGGAAAGAUUCUAUUUUCGUGUGACUCAAACAGUACCAGUUGCCGUCUCAGUUGCUUUUGAUGAUAUUGAAAUCGCUCAAUGUCCUUCAUUUGAUCCAACGACAACUACAACUAUAUCAACAUCAAUACCAACAACUUUCACUACUCAAACUACGACGAUAAGCACGAUUAUCAGUACAUCAACAAUACAAACAACUACUUCAUCAUUAUCCACAACAAGUGAAAUGUCAACAACAACAACAACAACAACAACAUCAUCUACAUCAAGCAAAGCUGUACACUUACUAGCUGUAGUAUUUUGCAAUCCAACUCAAGCAGGUUCUAUUGUUAGUCCAGGCAACAAUCUUAGAAUUAUAAUCACCAUUGAUGAGCGUUUAAAAACAAAAUGCAAGACUGCUUAUUGUUUUACACAAUGUGUAACUGAAAUCAAAACUGAUAUACAAUCGAAAUUUGAAUCGACUUCAUUUACUAUUGUAACAAAUCUUGGAUCACAUAUAGGUUCAUCUCAAUUUUACGCAUUUGUUCAAGUUAUGCCAGGCGAUAAUCCAGUACGAUUAGAAUUCGAAGGAGAAAAAAGAAAUAUUUAUUUCUCGGAAUUGAAUUCAUUUGAUCAACUUAGAAUUUGGUGGGUGAUGUCUUCAACAAGCGUUUGUGUAUGGCUUUUAUUUAUAGUUAUAAAACAAAUAAUUGGAGAAAAUACAGGAUCAUUAAUAGUGUCUUUAUUACCUGAUUCUAAAUUUCAAUGCGCUAAUACAACAUGUUUAGCAUUCAUUAAUGUUAUCAAAUCAAAUAUUAGGAAUUGUCAAGUAGCCUGUUUAACUCAAAGUCAAUGCAGAGCAGCAACUUUUCAUCGAUCAACUUCUAAUUGUGAAUUAUUUGAUGAUAUGUUGAAUCAAAAUGGAAAUAUGUUAGCUGAUCUCGAUGCUACUAGUAUGAAUGUUAUUAGUGGAACACGAUUUCCAUCGGAACCGACUACGACAUCAACAUCAACAACAGCAUCAACAAUAUCCACAACAACAUCAUUAACAACCACUUCAACAACAUUAACAACCACUUCAACAACAUUAACAACAUCAUCAACAACUUCGACAACAUCAACAUCAGCAACUUCAACAUCCACGACAACAUCAACAUCAACAACUUCAACAUCAUCCACAUCGUCAACAACAUCAACAACAGCAACCACAACUACUACUUCUUCAUCAACGUCAUCCACAUCGUCAACAUCAAAAACAACCUCAUCAUCAACAUCAACAACAACGUCAUCAACUACAACAUCCACAACAACAUCAUCAACAUCAACAACAACGUCGUCAUCAACAUCAUCCACAUCGUCAACAACAUCAACCACAACAACAAGAACUACUACUUCAUCAUCAACAACAUCCACAUCGUCAACAACGUCAGCAACAACAACAACAACAGCCGGUCAGUAA
Molecule: messenger RNA, 2952 nt
Organism: Adineta steineri
Lineage: Eukaryota; Metazoa; Rotifera; Eurotatoria; Adinetida; Adinetidae
Source: the annotation of a GenBank genome assembly